This is a messenger RNA of Rangifer tarandus platyrhynchus (Svalbard reindeer), 597 nucleotides long. Lineage: Eukaryota; Metazoa; Chordata; Mammalia; Artiodactyla; Cervidae. The record is from the annotation of a GenBank genome assembly.
AUGCUGCCGUCGGCCACAAGCCUCCUACGGGGGCCGUGUCUCGGGCUUCGAGCUGCUGCGCUUCGCCUCGCCAGGCUACAGGUACCUCACGUCUGCGCUGUGCGGCUUAUGAGAUGCAGCAGCCAUCGAAGGGGGGAGGCCCUCACUGGUGCCCCCCUGGAUAACGCCCCCAAGGAGUACCCCCCCAAGAUCCAGCAGCUGGUCCAGGACAUUGCCAGCCUCACGCUGCUGGAGAUCUCUGACCUCAACGAGCUCCUGAAGAAAACACUGAAGAUCCAAGAUGUUGGAUUGAUGCCGAUGGGUGGCAUGGUGCCUGGGGCUGCCCCUGCCCCAGCAGCCCCGGAGGCAGCAGAAGAAGACGUCCCCAAACAAAAAGAACGAACACAUUUUACUGUCCGCCUGACAGAGGCAAAGCCCGUGGACAAGGUGAAGCUGAUCAAGGAGAUCAAGAACUAUGUCCAGGGCAUCAACCUCGUCCAGGCAAAGAAGCUGGUGGAUUCCCUGCCUCAGGAAAUCAAAGCCAACGUGGCCAAGGCCGAGGCCGAGAAGAUCAAGGCAGCCCUGGAGGCAGUGGGCGGCACCGUGGUUCUGGAGUAA